CCUCCUCCUCCUCCUCGCCUGCGCGUGCGCGAGGCGGCUCGGCGGAUAUGGACAUGCGAGCGACGAUCCAAAACGGGUCUUACGCGAGGUGGCACAGCGACCUUCCGCCGCGAUUUACGCGGGCCAUCUACGCGGCAAGCCACAGUGGGAUGAGGGCACCGACGCGCAAACUUACGCGGGCAGCGCUUACGCGCCAAUGUCAACGAAGACAACCCCUGUUUCUGUUGCGUCGUCCAUGUUCUGGCGGCGGACAGACAUCCCAGCGCGGAGGAGGGCGAGGACGGCGAGAGCGAGGAGAACCGCACGCAGCAGCGCGGGCCGGCUCCGCUCGACCAAGCUGAGACAGAGGAGGAGGAGGAGGAGGAGGAGGAGGAGGAGGAGAGAGGGGUGGGGGGGAAGGGGGCGAAGCGCGCGGUCUGUACCACGGGAGGCCGACCCACACGGGCAAGGGCACGAGGGCGGCUGCCCUCACGUGCUGCCCCUCUGCACGGGAGCGGCUGCCCUCACGUGCUGCACCUCUGCACGGGAGCUCAAACGCCGUGCAGCCCCCUGCAGGACCGAGCCCCACUUCGGGGGGGCCGGAAGCAGGGCUGGCGGUGCCCCGCCCCCCUCCCCCACCCCCCUCUCCGCGCGUCCCAAAGGGCGGGGAGGGAAAAUGGUAAGCUUCAGAGGAGUUCUUCAAAAGUUGAUGGGCCAAGCCCUUGGCAGACCGCCCCGUCCGACGCUUGCUUACACCCCGCGGCUUUCAAAGGCCGGGGCGGCUGGAGGCCACCACAAACUGCACUCCAGGCUCGAUCACGGGGCGGCACGGGCGGGCGCACCAGGAGUCCAGGGCGCCUCGGCACGCGUCAGGUGGCGGUCGAAAAACCUCGGCGCGCGGAGCAGCAGCCGGAGCGAGCAAGAGCUCGGAUUGGAGACGUUAAGGUGCGCCGUGCUGGCGAGUCGACAAAGGCUCGCACCGGCAGGCUGCGCCGUGGCUGCGCGCGGGGGCGCGGUCUGUGCCUCCCAGCUCUCAUGGCUGGUGCCGCCGGUGCGGCCUAGAGCCGCGGCGGCGGCUGCGGCAGCGCGGCACGUGCCGCGCGGAAGGUGCGGAAGGCAGGUCGAAAACGCCCCCCGCCCGACCAGACACGGGCGGAGGGACAGGAGCGAAGGCACUCCUGCAUGACGCGGGCGGGGCCUUUGCGCCCGCCCGCGCGCGCGCACUCUGCCCGGCACCUCUCCGCGCGCCCGCCGUGGCGCGCUAGGGCUCCUCGGGCUCCGCGCCGUCGGCACGCCCGCCCGCGCCCAGCGCGCCGUACUCCUCGGCGCCGCUCGGGAUCAGGAGCGCGCCGGCGCCUGCCAUAGCCAGGGCCACCGCGCCGCAGGCCAUCAUAGCUUGGAGGGCCAGCGUAGGCGCCACGAAGCUCUCGAGGGCCGCGAGCGUGACGUGACAGAUCUGCUGCCCGACCACAAGGCCGCAGUUCAGCAGGGCCAUCUGCAGCGCGGUGCUCACGCGGAGGCCCUGCUCUUCCGCCGCCCUGUUACUGGCGGCGAGGAGGCCCCAGGGGAUGCCGUGCGAGCCGACGAGGGGCAACACCGACAGCACCAUGCAGGCCGUCGCGAGGUCGACGUUGUGUUUCACGAAGAAGGCGGCCGCGUAGCUGGCGCCCGCCCCAGCGAAGAUGCAGGCGGCGUAGACGACCUUGGGGGACAGCCUGGUCCUGUAGAGGGCGACGACGACGAGCAGGGCGCUGAGCAGCUGCAGCAGCGACUUGCACUGCCCCCCGUAAGCGAACGCCUCUUGGCCUAACUCGUACGACCGAUGUCACGGGUCCCGAGACCGAGAGCAAACAGGGCUUCCCUCCUGCCCCCCUCCCCUUCCUGGAGUGAGGAUGGGGGCC
Messenger RNA from Prorocentrum cordatum, 1880 nucleotides. The record is from the annotation of a GenBank genome assembly. NCBI's taxonomy places the organism in Eukaryota, Dinophyceae, Prorocentrales, Prorocentraceae.